AUUAGCUGAAGUUUAUUCCGAGGCCACAUUGGCUUCGUCGUGAAUUAGCUGAGUUGGAAGUAUUCCGACAACUGGGAGACAACCCAAUGGUGUUACUCCGCCCCAUGACCUCGUCUGACUGCCGAGCGCGAUGGAGCGCCUGGACAGGCGUGAUUCCUCGGUGCUUGGAAUAGUUACCAUCAUUUGCCCUGUGAGAUUGCUCGAUCCGUUAGUCAAGCUGACACCGCGGUGACUCAGACAUUGUCUAUUGUUGACUUUUGACGAAUCACUUCCUUCCUCUCUGUCGGACAGAGCCCUUGCCCUCAUGGACGCGAACAGCUCGGAAAAGAGAUUGACGAAAGUCUGCACAUCGUGAAGCACCGUGGCCCCGAUGCCACAGGGAAGUGGAUCAGCCCGGACAACCGCGUGGGCCUCGGCCACGUCCGCCUCUCCAUAGUUGACCUCAGCCCCGACGGCAACCAGCCCUUUGUCGACACCGAGAACGAAAUCUACACCGUCGUCAACGGCGAACUGUACGACCACGAACGAUACCGCGCCGAGCUCUCAACCGAAUACAACUUUCGCGGGCACAGCGACUGUGAGAUCGUGCUUGCGCUGUACAAACACUACGGUCUAGACUUCCUCAGCCAUCUCCGCGGCGAGUUUGCCCUGGUCCUUUGGGACGCAAGGCGGCAAAAUUUCGUCGCAACUAGGGAUCGGUAUGGGGUCAAGUCGCUUUAUUAUACGAUCUCUGGGGGACGAUUGCUUGUUGCGACGGAAAUGAAGCAGUUUCUGGCGUACGGGUGGGAGGCGGAGUGGGAUGUGCGGUCUGUUGUUGAGAAAGGGUUGAUUUUCGACGAGAGGACGGUUUUUGAGGGGGUGAAGAAGAUCUUACCUGGGCAAUAUAUGGUCAGUCGCAACUAUGGAGAGAUCCAGACGAAGAAGUACUGGGACAUGCAAUACCCGGACAAGUUCACAAAAGAGAUCCGGACAGAAGAAGAAAUUGUUGAAGGAGUCCGCCAACGCCUUCUCGACGCAGUGCGCGUCCGUCUUCGUGCAGACGUCCCAGUGGGAAUUUACCUUAGUGGCGGCAUUGACUCCUCCGCCAUCGCAGGAAUGGUCGUGCACCUCGUGAAUGAAGAAGGCGCAAAGCUAGGUGACAGCUCGAGCCAGGAUCUUUCUCGCAUCCAGUGUUUCACGGUGCAGUUUGACAAGGACAGUGGCAUGGAUGAGUCUGAUGUCGCGCAGCGUACUGCGGAGUUUCUGGGUGUCAAGUUCAACCCUGUUCAUGUUACCGAGGAGAUCCUUGCCGAGCGGUUUGAAAAAGCAGUCUGGUACAGUGAAGCCUUCAUGUCGGACGUCAACGGCGCCGGGAAGCUAGCGAUGGCAGAAGUUGCACACAAUGGAGGCUUCAAGGUUGUCAUAACUGGCGAAGGGUCAGACGAGCACUUAGCCGGAUACAGCUUCUUCCAAAACGACGCGCUCCUGGAGAAAGAUCCCUCCUGGACACCUGCCGACUACAACGAGACCAAAUUUGAGGAAGCCAAAGACAAGGCAGGGACAAACCACGUCGCUGGGGUCAAGUGGUCGCUGCCUCCAACCCUUCCGUCCACAACGCGGACGCUGAACAACACGAGCGUCGCAGGGCAUCUCGGUGGGAUGAUUCCCCUCUCCAUCGCCUCGUGGGUGCUUGAGAAGUACGGAGCAACGGACUGGCAAACCCUGUUCGCCGACUCACUCGACGGCGAGGUCCGACACGCGAUCGCGAAACGCUGGCACCCACUCCACUCAGCUGAAUACAUCUGGACGAAGACCGCCUUCCAGAUUUCCCUCCUCCGCUAUCUAGGCGAUAACAUCGACAUGGCGCACCAGAUCGAGUCCCGCCCGGCGUUCCUCGACCACAAUCUUACCGAGUACGUGAACGGCCUGCCGCCGAGCCUGAAGAUGAAAUACAAAUACGACAGCGGCACCUUCACGGAAAAGUACAUCCUGCGCGAGGCCGUGAAGCCAUUUGUCACGGAGGAGAUCUAUAAGCGGAAGAAGCAGAUGUAUGCCGCGCCUAUGCGGUAUGGGGUUGAUGGGCCGAUGCACCGGAAGCUGAAGGAGUUAGUCACUAAGGAGAAUGUGGAGGCGCUCGGUUUUAUGGAUUGGGAAAAGACGCAGGGAGUGGUUGACAAGGCGAUUGUGGAUGGGGACCCCUUUGCGUUUAGGGCCGCGGUGAGUGCUGCCCAGUGGGUUAUCCUUUCGAAGAGGUUUGGCGUCAAGAAGGCGACGGCGGAGAACGCGAAGUAGAUGACAAUAGGGAUUUGUGUUAGAUGGUUUAUCCAUCACCUUGAAGACUGACCCAAACCGUGCUUCUAUGGUGGAUGACAUACCUGUCCUGUAGACUGGACCCCCGAAUCCCAGCCCGUCCUGCACAAAAAUGUUAGUCCUCGUCGUCUGAUAUUAGUGAUGGUUUUUCAUAGAUUCCGUGUCGCAAAUAAGGGAAGCAGAAGCUGGGUGACGAAGCAAGCUUUUACCUGAAACAUUAGUCGCUUCAGACAGGCACAGGGGGGAAUU
This is a messenger RNA of Aspergillus calidoustus, 2538 nucleotides long. The record is from the annotation of a GenBank genome assembly. Lineage: Eukaryota; Fungi; Ascomycota; Eurotiomycetes; Eurotiales; Aspergillaceae.